CAUCGCGGUGGAGGGACAGACGUGGAAAGUGCGCGGAGCUGAGCUGAGCGGGACGGCGGCUCCUGUUCCUUCUCACCUCGGCCGUUUGCUCAGCGAUGGCCGUCACCGAGGCCCGGGGCCACUUGUCCUACUCCAGAAUGAGGGGCCUCGUGUCCUUUUUUACCGCCUUCAUCAAGGAGAGAAAAAUGGGCUUUAAUGACUUCAUUCAGAAGCUGGCAUCCAACCCCCAAAUCUGCCAGCAAUCAGAUGUCCGGGUGUUCCUGAAGAUCGAUGAGAACCAGAACGAGGAGCCCGAGGAGGGGAUCGCUUCGCUGUGCUCAACUUCCCCCCGAAGCUCCCUGGGAGAGGAGACUCAGGUCAAGCCGUCAGAUUUUGACUACCUGAAAAUCAUUGGGAAAGGAAGCUUUGGAAAGGUUCUGCUGGCACGACACAAGGAAAACGCCAAAUACUAUGCUGUGAAGGUGCUUCAGAAGAAGAUCAUUCUCAAGAAGAAAGAGCAAAAGCACAUCAUGGCUGAGCGCAGCGUGCUGCUCAAGAACCUCCAGCACCCUUUCCUGGUGGGCCUGCACUACUCCUUCCAGACUACAGACAAGCUCUACUUUGUGCUGGACUAUGUCAACGGAGGGGAGCUCUUCUACCACCUCCAACGCGAGAGAGUGUUUCUGGAGCCACGGGCUCGCUUCUACAUUGCGGAGAUGGCCAGCGCCUUGGGCUACCUGCAUUCGCUGCACAUUAUCUACAGGGACCUCAAGCCAGAGAACAUUCUGCUGGACUCUGAGGGCCACAUCGUCCUGACUGAUUUUGGCCUGUGCAAGGAGGGGCUGGCGCCCAACGGGACAACCUCCACCUUCUGUGGGACCCCUGAGUACCUAGCACCAGAGGUGCUGCAGAAACAGCCCUAUGACCACACGGUGGAUUGGUGGUGCAUGGGUUCGGUGCUGUACGAGAUGCUAUAUGGCCUGCCCCCCUUCUACAGUCGCAACACAGCAGAGAUGUACAACAACAUCCUUCACAAGCCGCUGGUGUUGAAGCCCAAUGUGUCCAACGCUGGACGGGCGCUGCUGGAGGGCCUGCUCCAGAAGGAUCGCACCCAGAGGCUUGGUGCGCAGGAUGACUUUAUGGAGAUCAAGGCGCAUGCUUUUUUUUCACCUAUUAACUGGGAUGACCUUGUAGCCAAAAAGAUUUCACCCCCAUUUGUGCCCACUGUGACGGGACCCACUGACCUGUGCCACUUUGACCCGGAGUUCACACACCUGCCCGUGUCAGGCUCUGUUGGCAACCCUGACUGCCUGCUCAUGACCAGCAGUGUAUGCGAAGCAGCUGGUGCCUUUCCUGGAUUCUCCUACGCACCCCCUGUGGAGCAUGCCUUCCUGUGAAGACAAGCGCUCUCCUCAUGUUGCUGUUCCUGUUCCUGAUCUCCUUUCACCUUCUCGUCCACCAUUACCUUUCUAAUGGAGGAAGAUGGGGAGGGCGUCUUCGAAAGGAGGGCAACACCUGAACCGGAAACGAACCCUCUAGGGGGUUGCUGGGGUGUUCGGGUGCCAGUGAGAGCACUGAAAGGUUUUUUGCCUUUCCUAGAUGUGUACUGAGUCCUCUGUGGAAGAGGACUUUCUGCCAUUAUGUUAAACACCUGUGGCCAACAGAUUUGGCUGCUCUCGGGCAUGCCAGAUGUGAACGUUCUGGUAUGUUAAUGGUUUGAACUCUUGUGUCAAACCUCUUGUUCUUCUCGGAGACUGCUUGCUUUCCAUCAGCUGGAGCUUGGACGGGGAUUCGGAUGUUGGAAGUGGGGUGGAGAAUGCGAUGGAGGUUGGGUGGACACGGUCCUUCCUGCCAAUGCUGACAGUUGUUUGGAAACUGCCCCUGUCUCAGAUGGAAACUGGGUGGACCAUUCCUUCCGUGUGGAAAAUGGGGGUGGGACUUUUUGCACAAAAUUUAGGGUGCGAUGCCUUGACAAAUCUGAACGUUUUCAGGUUUCUUAUUGAUUGUUAUACAUGUCAUAUACAGACAUGAGUUGCUUAACAAGGACACAUCCUGAGAAAUGCAUUGUUUGGCAGUUUUGUCAUUGUCUAGAAACCUAGAUGGUAUAGCCUCAAUCAUAGGGUAUACUUAUACAAACCUAGCUGGUAUAUAGCCUCGAUGCACUUGAGAGGUGGUAACCACGAGAUUUGACACUACUGCCGGCAUAACGCAGCAUACUGUUUCACAGUAAACUUUUUUAAAGUGGAAAGAGUCCAUUCUAAAAUAAGUAUAGUAAAUACAUGAACUAACACAGGUGUUAAUGAAGUGUUAUGUACUGUACAUAAUUCUGUGCUAUACUUUUAUAUGGCUGGCAGCACAGUAGGUUUGUUUACAUUAGCACCACCACGAACACGUAACACUUUGUUCUACAACGUUACAUUGUGCUACAACAUCGCUAGUCAAAGAAUUUUUCAGCUGUUAUCUUAUGGGACCACCGUCAUAUGUGCAGUCUUUCGUUAAGCGAAACACCGUCAAGUGGUGCAUGACUGUAUACGUAUAUAUGUGUGCUUUGUAAGACUGCUUUCUUGUGAUCGAUAAAGUCUUGGUGGAAAGCGAGACCAGCAGACCGCUUUGAGAGUAAACUGAUUUUUAUGAGUGAAAUGAUGUCUGCUAUGCUUAGUCACCCUACAUUUGAUGGAUGCCUGAAAAUAAUUUGACGAUUGUCUAGUUGCUAAUGCUGCUGAGGAGUUCAAGACGGACAAUUGCGUUUACUGGUUUAAACAGUCGGCAGCAUCAUCCCUCCAGGUUGAGGGCGUACCACCUUUAGAAAGUCCCCAGUUUGAAGAUCAAAGCAAGGGGGGGGGGGGGAAAUCCUCCUUUACUAGUAUAUUUCCUGGACUGCACACAGGAGGUUUUUGGGAACCACCUAGGAGGCCUCACCUGUAUUAUAAAUACGCAACAGCGCCCCAAGUGGUCAAUUUACCUCAUGGCAGUCUGUCGUCCGUCACUCUCAAGCAUUUUUCUUGGCCUUCCAGCAGCACCAAACCACGAGUGUAAACAUCACUGCCCGUCGCUGUGUUGUGCAUACAGUUUUUGUGUGGCUAUAAAUGAUCUGAAUGAUAUAUUUUUCUUAAUGACCACAUGACACUAGUGAAUAGGCACAGGAGGGAGCAGGUGUCCAUUAGCACUUCUACUUUUCUAGCAGCAGCAUUUCUGUAAUAAGAUAAAUAUUUUAGUGCUAAAUUUGCUAUUGAAGCCAUGCAAUGUGCAAAUCUCAGCUAAUCUUGCAUUAAUUUUGGGGAAUAGCUAUUCUAUGUGAUCUACAUUAUAGUUCAGACCAUGUAAGUAAGCAGGCUUGACAACAGCAUGGUUAUGGGGUUUUUUUUUUUUUUUUUUUUUUUUUUGGGGGUCGUGCAGUCGCCUGGGCUGCUAGGAUUUUCUACUUUACACCUCCUGGUGCAAUACUUCUGUAAUUAGUAGCUUUGAAUCAAGGUUUGGAGCCCACCUCCUGCUGUAGUAUCCUUGAUUAAUGUACUUAUCCUGAAUGCAUACAGUAAAAUAUUACCCAGCUGUAUAAAUGGGUAAAUUACUGUAAGUAGCUUUACACUGUAAGUCGCUUUGGAGAAAAGCGUCACGUAAAUGUAAGUCAUUUUGCAUUUGCAAAUGACAUCAGGUACACAAGGAGUCUUCUGCCUUUACUAAGACCAGAAGGCCAGAAUCUCUACUUCACAUCUUGAAGCAUGCUCAAUAUACAUGGAAUAUAGUGACUGAAAUGCACUGUGUCUCAGUCUUGUGUUCAGAUCUAUUCUUCACACUAAUGUACAGUUAUAGCAUAUGGAUUCAUACAUAGAAACUGAAAAGUCCAAGAAUCCCCAACUAAUGAAGGUAGCUUACAGAAGGGAGGCUGUCACUUUUUUUGACCAUUGUUUUCAAUUAGUAGUCAUUAUAGAGUGAUUCUGUGCAGUCAUUCUUGGGUCUUGCCAAUGGAACAAAAGUACAUGGUGCAGGUUGCCUUUGAAACUUUUCAGAGUUAUUUCCUCAUAUUACAUCCUCACCUCUCCUUCUGUAUGAAUGGAAAACCAAGAGAUACAGUUUGAGGUGUGACAUUUUCUUCCAUAUUUGGAAGUUAAUCCUUUUUACAGCACUGUCUUGAAUAUUUAUUCAAAUGUUACACGAAAUAUAUGGUACACACAUUCAUAUAUAUUUUAAAAAAACUGAAAACUGUACUGCUUGUCAUAACUAGUACAAUUAACAUUUUAAUAGGCUCUGUAAUGAAAAUAAUAAAGGUUGGUGUCAAUUUAUCAGUGUCUUUGUCUAAACCUUUUCGGAAGGGCACUGUGACUUUGUCAUAUAACUCAGUGUCUUUUGGUCCAAUAUCAACUUUUGAGGAAGUAACUAUGUUGAUUUAAUAGAAAAUACCAGAGUUACAUACUCUGGUACAGGUGCAAAUCAGAAUGACAUUCAGCUGUUCACAAAAAUGUAUAUGAUUUUGCAGUGAUUUCCAAUGAUAAUUAAAAUUAAUAAUUGAUUAAAUUUUA
Messenger RNA from Scleropages formosus (Asian bonytongue), 4496 nucleotides. RefSeq names its product serum/glucocorticoid regulated kinase 2b (gene sgk2b). Gene Ontology annotation, biological process: protein phosphorylation. The transcript is spliced from 11 exons. Lineage: Eukaryota; Metazoa; Chordata; Actinopteri; Osteoglossiformes; Osteoglossidae. The coding region runs from base 96 to 1376 and encodes 426 amino acids. The record is from RefSeq and is a predicted model, not a curated record. Gene Ontology annotation, molecular function: protein serine/threonine kinase activity; phosphatidylinositol binding; ATP binding.